Molecule: messenger RNA, 633 nt
Organism: Cynara cardunculus var. scolymus (artichoke)
Lineage: Eukaryota; Viridiplantae; Streptophyta; Magnoliopsida; Asterales; Asteraceae
Exons: 1
Coding region: 62-490 (142 amino acids)
Source: RefSeq, a predicted model, not a curated record
CCGAACGAACAAAAGGUCUGCAACUAGUUUGAGGCGAAAAAAUCCUAGCUUUUGGGAAACAAUGGCGUCCUUUAUCUCCUCCAGCACAACACUACCAAAUUAUACUCCUUCUUUGAACCCUAAAUUCAAACAAACAUCUUUCUCUUCGUUCAUCCUUUCGCCCAAUUCAAACCCUAGAAAAAAUUCUCAUAAAGAACUAUUCUCUUGCUAUGCUGCAAAGCAGCAACAGAGUGAACCGGUGAAGAAGCGUCAGUCUUCGACGACUAACAAGAAGCCGGUGAAGAAGAAUAGUAAAAAUGGUGGUUCUGGAUCUGGGUUUAAGAAGGGUUUUGGUGUAAAUGAGGAAGAAGAUGAUGAAAUGAGGUAUCAGCCACUGCCGUUGCCCAAACCACCAGCUGGUUUCAUUGUGGAUGAUCAAGGGAGAGUUGUUGCUGUUUCGGACAGACGAAUUGCUACAAUUGUAUGUUACUUUAAUAUUUUUAUCUUGUAAAUAUAAUCUAUAUGUUUAUAUAAUCUAUGCAUGACUACAUAUGAGAAGUUGAAGAAAUUAGCAAUUGUGAUUUUGUUACAGAUAAGGCUAGGAUUACUAAUUCUGGUUUUGAUAAUGCCAAGAUAUGCCUGUUGCAAAAAUUG